GAAAUGAAGUACUUUAGCCGCAUGACGAAGAUGACAAAGUCAUCAGAGAAGCAGAAUGCUGUCAUGAUGGGCCGCAAGACAUGGGAAUCCAUCCCAGACAAGUUUAGGCCCUUACCUGGUCGCCUGAAUCUGGUGAUUUCAUCAAGAGCAAAGAACCCUGGUCCAGAAUUCAAUGGAUCAACAGUGUGUUCUAGUUUUAAGGAAGCCAUUGACAAGGUUCACAGUCGUGCAGAAGUGGAGAGUGUGUGGGCCAUUGGGGGAUCUUCUAUAUAUGAGAUGGCAUUAGAAUCAGAUCAUCUCCACCGUAUAUAUCUUACGAGGAUAUUAAAGGAUUUUGAGUGUGACACCUUCCUGCCAUCAUUUGACCCCAAGAAGUUCCAGAUUGUGACAGAUCCCUUAGUUCCUAAUGAAAUACAACAAGAAGGAGAUAUCACCUACAAGUAUGAAAUUUAUGAGAAAUUGAAAUAAAAUUUUCCUUUACCUGCUUGUUCUGUCCAUAAUGCCUUGGAUGUUUUUAAAUAUGUCAUGGUAAUGUCAGUUACAUAAUUAAAAUACAAGAGAAUUAAUUA
Molecule: messenger RNA, 569 nt
Organism: Penaeus indicus
Lineage: Eukaryota; Metazoa; Arthropoda; Malacostraca; Decapoda; Penaeidae
Product: dihydrofolate reductase-like
Exons: 4
Coding region: 4-468 (154 amino acids)
Biological process (GO): glycine biosynthetic process; dihydrofolate metabolic process; tetrahydrofolate biosynthetic process
Cellular component (GO): mitochondrion
Molecular function (GO): dihydrofolate reductase activity; NADP binding
Source: RefSeq, a predicted model, not a curated record